Diospyros lotus (date-plum) is the source of this 444-nucleotide messenger RNA. RefSeq lists its product as uncharacterized. Bases 1 to 444 code for a protein of 147 amino acids. NCBI's taxonomy places the organism in Eukaryota, Viridiplantae, Streptophyta, Magnoliopsida, Ericales, Ebenaceae. The record is from RefSeq and is a predicted model, not a curated record. The transcript has a single exon.
AUGGAUCAAAUGGAACGGGUCUUGGGAAGUAUGGUCACCCUUAUGCGAGGAACACAACCAGUGGGUCAGGUUAUCCCUCGAAAUCCUAAUGUUAGCGACAAGUUCCAGCGGUUGAACCCGCCUAUUUUUCGAGGAAAGGCAGGGACCAAUCCCUGUGAAAGUGAGUUUUGGCUGGAGCAGAUCGAAAAGAUCUUUGACUUUAUUGGCUGUGAGGAGGAGGACAAAGUUGGUUGUGCAACAUUCAUGCUUCGUGAUGAAGCUGACCAGUGGUGGAAAACGAUGCAGAGGACCCUACAAGGUCUUGAAGGACAAGGUACGCCAGUUACUACGUGGGUGCAGUUUAAGGAACUUUUUAAUACGAAAUACUUUCCUUUGUGUAAGAAAAUGGAGAAAGGUCGGGAGUUCAUGAAUCUAAAACAAACUGGGGACAUGUCCAUCACCUAA